AUGGCGGCGAAAGAGGGGAAGAGCGCGGAGAACGCGCUGCUGGACGCGGCGAAGAACUUCAUGGCCGGCGGGGUGUCUGCGGGGGUGUCCAAGACCAUCGUGGCUCCCAUUGAGCGCGUUAAAAUGCUAAUUCAAACUCAAGAUUCAAUUCCCGACAUAAAAGAAGGCCGAGUGCCGCGUUAUACCGGCAUAGGCAACUGUUUCGUGCGGGUUUCGCGGGAGCAGGGGGCGCUCUCGCUGUGGCGCGGGAACUUGGCGAACGUGAUCCGCUACUUCCCGACGCAGGCCUUCAACUUCACUUUCAAGGACACUUUCAAACGCAUUUUCCCGAAGUUCGACCAGCAAAAGGAGUUCGCGAAGUUCUUCCUGGCCAACGUGGCCUCGGGCGGGCUCGCCGGCGCCGCCUGCCUCACAGUGGUCUACCCACUGGACUUUGCCCGCACUGCGCUGGCCUCUGACGUGGGAAAAGGAGCCGCUAGAGAGUUUUCGGGACUUGCAGAUUGUUUGCGAAAAGUGUAUUUGCGAACAGGCUUUUUUUCGCUGUACCAGGGCUUCGGGGUGUCUGUACAGGGCAUCGUGGUGUACAGGGGGGCUUAUUUCGGGCUCUUUGACACCGCAAAAGCAGUUCUUUUUUCGGACAAGACCAAAAGCAACUUGUUCUUGAAGUGGGCGGUGGCUCAGAGCGUGACAGCAGCAGCAGGAGUCGUUUCUUACCCCUUCGACACAGUCCGAAGACGCAUGAUGAUGAUGGCUGGCCGCAGAGCCCAAGAGGAAAUUCAGUAUUCUUCCACUGUGGACUGUUGGGCCAAAAUCCUCCGCCAAGAGGGCCCCCGCGGCUUCUUCAAGGGCGCCUGGGCGAACGUUUUGCGCGGCGCGGGGGCCGCGCUGGUCCUGGUCUUCUACGACGAGUUCCAGAGGCUCCUCAUGUGA
Eimeria necatrix is the source of this 930-nucleotide messenger RNA. RefSeq names its product ADP/ATP carrier, putative. The record is from RefSeq and is a predicted model, not a curated record. NCBI's taxonomy places the organism in Eukaryota, Apicomplexa, Conoidasida, Eucoccidiorida, Eimeriidae. Gene Ontology annotation, biological process: mitochondrial ADP transmembrane transport; mitochondrial ATP transmembrane transport. Gene Ontology annotation, molecular function: ATP:ADP antiporter activity. Gene Ontology annotation, cellular component: mitochondrial inner membrane. Bases 1 to 930 code for a protein of 309 amino acids. The transcript has a single exon.